UAUAUAGGAGAGCAACACUUGCCUCGGAUUAUCAGGUGCUGCAAUAUCCGCCUGUUUUGUUUUUCACGCCAAAAACAAGGUAGCUAAGUCACGCCCGUCUGCCACUAUCAGAUCGUUGAGUCAGUCUCAAAACAUAUAUAGUUUGAAAGAAACAAGCCCGAGUCUUUGAAAACGUAACAAUAAGUUCAUCAUGGCGAUCGCUGUUAACACCAGCAUAUCGUCCUACUCUCUUCUGUCAGGGCGCAAUGUGGCUUUGAAUUGCCAGGGUUGUUAUACAGAGGAUCCGGGGCUUAGCUCAUUUGGUUGGAAGCCAGUGACGUGUGAAGGGCGGAUGAAUAAAUUUGGACCAAGCAAACAGGCUAAUGGUCAGUGUACUUUUCGUUUUGACACUGGGAACCAUUAUUUUGGACUAUCAGAUUGUUUUAGAGUCUCUAGAGCAGGAAAGCUCUGGCAUGCAAAAGUUCAAGUUGCUGCAGAUUAUUCAGACUCAAGGUCUGCUUCUUUUCACCACCAUGGUGAAUUAGGUUACCAUCCACUUGAAGAAAUAAGUGAUAGCGAAAAUACUGAGAGGGGAGAGUCAAGACUAUCAUAUGCUGAAAUCGCUAGGAGCACUGUUGAGGCAAAUCAUAAGGCAAUGCUGGUGCAUCCAGGAACGAUUCAUCACGAGCCACACCGAGAGAUUUCCUUGACCGAGCUGGAAUAUGUAAUCGAUGAUUAUGGAGACAUCUAUUUUGAGUUGAAUGGUGAUGAUAAAAUUCUGCGAAGCCCUAGGGCCAGAAAUCCUGUGAAUGUUUUCGUUGGACUGGAUGAAUUGCAAAUCUAUGGAGAGCAGGAAAGAGCUGCGUAUGAAAAUCACAACAAUAUUUACACUUACAACAGCAGUGAUACCAAUGACAAGUAUGAUUAUGAAGAGGACUGGAGUUUUAUUGAUUAUGAAGGAGAUGACUCAGAUCAUUCUGAAACUGUGAAAGAUUGGGCAAAACUAGACACCAUGGCCACAGUUCAUCCAUUGCAUUUUGCAAAAAAAAUGGUCAAGGCGGUUUCUACUAACUACUCUGAAAAGAUGGACAGACCCUGUAAUGGCGUUGCAAUUAUUGGAUUUUUAAGGCCUGCCCUAAUGGAAGAAGAAUCUUAUGUACAGAGGUUUUUAUAUUGUAAAGAUUACUCAAGUGGAGAUGACAAUCAUACAGAAGAAAUUGAUGAGUUCAGUAAUGGAAAUGGAGAACCAAAUGCACUUUCUGACAAAGAAGAAGGCAAAAUACAAUCAGAAAAUCAAAGUGUUUUUAAAUGGGAAAAUAUGUCGGAUUCAGGAUAUGAAGAUGUUACCAAUAGUGGUCUCAGUGCUGAUGAUCCUGACUUAAUGUCCAUGAUAGCACCUGAAACUGAAGAAUCUUGGACUCUGGGAUCAGAAAGUGAUAGUGACUCAAUUAGUUCAUCGAUGUACAAGCUUGAGAUUCUUAGCAUUCAACUUAUAUCUGUUUAUGGUAAUCAGUCUACUGUCAAUGUGCAAGAUUUUCAGCAAGCUGAACCUGAUAUUCUUACUCAUUCGUCUUCAGAAAUUAUAGCUUGUUUUAACAAUGGCAGUCAAAAAGCAAAAUAUGCUCUUAAGGCUCUUUGCCAGAAGAAGAGAGGUCUUGAUGUUGAGGAAGCAAUUCUACUGGGAGUGGACAGUCUUGGAGUGGACAUAAGGGUUCGCUGUGGAGAUGAAGUCCAAACAGUUCGAAUUGCUUUUAAAUGCCAGGUUACUACAGAAAAUGCCGCAAAGAAACAAAUUAGGCACUUGUUAUUCCCUAGAUCCCGCUCUCGGCAUCAGAAAUCACGUCGAAAUUGCUACAGAGGCAGCUGAUAUAGAAGCAAUUACUGUGGGUGCAAGUACACUUUCUAGUCUUUGUUCCAUUUAAUUAGCAAGCUGUAAAUGCAAUGAUAAUUGUUGACUUCUGAUAGUCUGGAAGUUUUGGUAAUCAAAGCUACUAGUUGAGAGAAAAUGAAGCAGAGUUAAGUCCGGGUGUCUUCUGGUGGAAUUGUAAUAAUUGUUUCUGCAUGUUCACAUCCAUGGUUUUCAAAAUUAAAGCACUCCGAGAUUCUAUCUUCUGGUUUUCAAUAGUUUUUCAUUUUGAAGGUGUUAACUAACAUCUUAACUUGUAUUGAGCUGCUUUUGAGUUCAAUGUUGGAAGGAAGAUGGGUUUCUAUCUUCAAUAAUUAGCAAGACCGACAAGAUUUCUGUCAUGGAAGGAUUAAAAGUGGAGAGUAUUUACGUCCAAGUCUGUGGAUGGGGUCUGUCGGGGUGGGAUCUUUGAAAAGCCAAAUUAUUUGGUAAUUGAAAGCCCAAGGAUGAACCAAAUGAUUUGUUGUACAGUUCUUGGAUGCUUACAAAGAUUUUCCUCGUUACUGUUGUAUAUGUAGUUGAUUGAGGUUGCAUGUACAGAGCUGCUAACAGAGAUAGAAUAAAGAGGUACGCAGUACCUUCAUAAUCAAAUAGAAAAUGUGAUCUUGAACAUUACUUCCACCUAGACCUUCUAGUGAUGAGAAUGAUGAACUCUUGUAUAUUUGUGGAUUCUUGUUACCUUUUCUUAAUUAGUGGGAAAGAGACAAUAAAAAAUAAAACUGAAUUUGUUCAAGAA
Messenger RNA from Cryptomeria japonica (Japanese cedar), 2621 nucleotides. RefSeq lists its product as uncharacterized. The record is from RefSeq and is a predicted model, not a curated record. The transcript has 12 exons. The coding region runs from base 191 to 1846 and encodes 551 amino acids. NCBI's taxonomy places the organism in Eukaryota, Viridiplantae, Streptophyta, Pinopsida, Cupressales, Cupressaceae.